ACCGGCAGUUUCAGUCGAGUCACCCGACGGGAAUGUAGUCAGUCAGUGUUGUGAGUGCAGUUCGUUUCGGCUUCUAUGAAGUGUUGUGUUAUCAUCCAUCAGUCAUCGCACAUCUGUUUUGGGGCAACUGAAUGCCGUCGUCGCGACUUUGCUGAUCGUUCUGGAUGUUGUGCAAUGAUGCGAAGAAUCAACGAAUAUGAUUAUUGAAAUUUUGCUCUUGAAAUCGAAAACAGCCAACGCGGACAUUUUUACAGGCGAUGCGGCUGGAAUCGAUCUGCAGCAGCGAGUGUACCGAGAAAUUGGCAUAAUGCGGUAGAAGUUCAGUCGAUGACGACGUCAUCGUUGGCGCCGGGUCGAUAUUUCGAAGGAGCAUUCGGGAUUCGUUCGAUGUUGGAAUAAGACGAUUUCAAAAAGUGCCUUUGAAUGUGAAAUGUAAUUGUGCCAAAGGUGAAUAAUUGAAGAACAUCGUGAGCAAGAUGUCUAGCGAUGAUGGUGGCGUAACACGCCCUGGUGCGUGUCACCGUUCCAGACAGUGCAGUGUGAAACGAAGAGAAGCACUAAUUUCGCAACGUUGUCCUCUAUAGGUUGAUUAGGAAUUGACUUUUGUUCUGAACACGAACAGUUCGCAAUCAUGCGCUUUCUAGAAUGUACGCAAAUUUGCUUCAAAAUCAUCACAAAAAGCGACCACCGUUGACCGCGCGUGAUGUGAUCUACGUUGGAUUGGACAAAGUUAAAGCAUGAACAACAGAACACACAAUUCCAUUUCGAUAUGUGAUACUAGUUCUAAGUGUAAGAGAAACUUCCUCAGUACCAUAACCGCUGUGCGACUGGAAACCAAUGUACAUGAUCAACGUUUAUUUGGUGUUGUUUUUCUACGUCGAGUGGUGUUUGUAUAAAAAAUUGUUGAACCUGUUGCUCGACCGGGCUAGAAAGAUGAAGAAACUCACCGUUCUGUUAACCUUCUGUUGGGUUCUGCUCGUAUCACAGAUACUGGCUAUUUCCAGUUUGUACAAUGAAGGAUUGCAGGACAUUCCCGGUACGCCAUCGGUGAUUUCAUUGGUAGAUCAUCAAUCCAACGAGCUCAAUAUCGAGUCUAAGUUGGAGGAAAACAUUGAAGCAACACUAAAAAAUAUUAGUCUUCAACUGCUCGACCCAAUCGAUGAGCCUGAAGAGUUGCAGGCGCCCAUCGAAGUGCAGCCACCGCAUGAAGCAGAUAUCCUAGAGGAUGCGCCGACGAAGGUGGCCCCGGAGCAGGCCGCUCUUUUGGAAGAAAAAAUACAAGAUACUGGCGGAGGUGACCACGACAAAGGAGAACAACCGGAAAUAGAUCAACAGGUAAUUCCGAAUGCAACGAUCAACUCCCAGCAUGCAAACGCGGAGGAGAAUCAAAUGCCCGUGUUUUCCGAGUGGGCCCAGAAACAGAUGGCCGAAGCGGAAAAGAAACAAGGGGAGAAUGUGAAUGCCUCUGCGAUGAAGCGCAACUCAAAGCCCUCUGGCAACAAGAUGCCGCCUUUAAAGCUACGAGCGAAGAAUUAUGCCGCUCCAGAUUGUGGCGCAAAAAUAAUCGCUUCCAAUCCUGAAGCGCAAAGUACCGGAUCGGUACUUACGUCCCACAAGGACGAAUAUCUGUUAAAUCCUUGCACUAGUAAAAUUUGGUUUGUGGUUGAACUCUGCGAACCUAUUCAGGCGGAACGAGUCGAGCUGGCUAAUUUUGAACUGUUUUCAUCGUCUCCGAAAGAGUUCUCAGUGUCCGUGAGCAAUCGGUUUCCAACCAGAGACUGGUCGAACGUUGGUCAAUUCACGGCGAAAGACGAACGAGAUGUUCAAAGUUUCAAACUCCAUCCCCAUCUGUUUGGAAAGUUUGUUCGAGUGGAAAUCCAUUCUCAUUACAACUCUGAACACUACUGUCCAGUUUCUUUGUUUCGCGUCUAUGGAACUUCUGAAUUCGAAGCAUUUGAAACCGAUAAUACACCUCCCAUGGGCGAAGAUGAUGAUAAUGAGCUAACCAUAGAAGGCUUGAGUUCGACAGAAGAAAAUCUGAGAAGCGAGGAAAUUUUUGAAGGUGGAGAUGCAUCGAAGAACAAAAAAGCCAACAUUCUCAAGACCGCUGGGGAAGCCGUCAUGAGUAUCGUUAAGAAGGCAGCCGAAGCCUUAGGAAAAACGCAAGAAAAUGAUAACUUGCCUAAUGAUACCGAUUCAGUUAAUCUAAAUGUUGGUGAUAUCCAACUGGGUAGUAUCAAUGUCGUUGCGCCUCAGCACCCACUUUACUGCUUUUCGCUGGCUUUCCAGCCGCUGUGUGUUAGUUGUCCACCAGAGCUUCAUAAUCGACUGGAGCGGACACUGAAUUGCAAACACAAUCUAUUAACUAGUCUACUAAGUAUCAAACCAAUCAGUGCGUCGUUCGACGAAUCUCAGCAUUUGCUAUGUGCCAAUUUUCUAGGAUUUAAUCUGCUGAAUGAACGGGUGAGUGCGAGUUAUAAUAUUGAGCGAAGUGUGCUGAGCUGGUUGCCAGCGGAUGUGUUGGUCAGUUUCUGCAAUAUGCGAGCUUACGACAAAAGAAUGAUAGACCCUCGUGUAAAUCCCAAAGAAACAAAAGACAACAAGCCUGAAAAGCAAACCGCAACUGAACCAACCACUCAGGUCACCAAAGAUGAGCUUGAAAUUGAGACGGAUGACCAUCCGAUUCUUACCGUUAUUCCAUCUGUGACGGCACCAGUCAUAGAAGAUCUGAGCGUUCAACCAUUAGACCUAGAACAACCGCAACCUGUUCCUGGCGAUGAUGUUAAUAUGUUCAACGUAGCUGUGAACGUUCCGCAAGACAGCGAUCCCAUCUUUGAAAAGAAGCCAGACGAACAAACAACGUCGUCUGCAACCACAACCGCAACUACAGCUGAACCUACCCCUGAAAGAGACGACUCUGGCUUGUUGGAUCAGCAGUCUAGUGGUGCCAGUAUGGAGGAUCUUGAUAGCUUGCUGCUGGAUCAACACAUGGAUAGCACUGGCAUUGGGUCGGGUAGUAUGCCAACCACUAGCACGACCACACCUACACCAGGCGUUCCUUCUUCACAGAAGGGCCAACCGGAAAGUGUGUUCCUGCGCCUUUCAAAUCGUAUUAAGGCUCUGGAACGUAACAUGAGUUUAUCCGGACAAUACCUGGAAGAGCUGAGUCGUCGCUAUCGGAAGCAGGUGGAAGAGCUGCAAAAUUCCUAUGCGAAGACCUUGCACGAAGUCGAGGAGCAGAAUCGUCGAAUGCGUGAUAGUGAAGCGUUGCUACGCGAAGAAAAUGAACGCCUUCGAGAAGAUUUUUUCACAUUUCGCGACAGUUUGUUCAGUUGGCAAAACAUUGUCAUAGCUGUAGGAGGUUUCUUUGCUAUUCAGAUUAUAGUCGGCUAUACAAUAAUUCGAAGCUGUACGAGUAGAGGCAGGCAUGCUGAUCGAGAGGCAAUCGCUAGAGAGCUGGAGCAGAUGGGUGACCAAAAGCAACCGUUGAAGGGAAAGUUGCUGAGAAGAAGGUCGGUUGAUGGCGUGAUUGGGGCUGCCGGUGGGAAGUCAGAUGGUGUGUUGAAAAAGAAACGACCGAGUGAAGAAGCGCUGAAUAUUAGUGGAACGUAUGAGAAUCUGUUGAUAGUUGAAGACGGUGGAGGAGAUAAUGCUAAGGUCGAACGUAAGAAGAAGAACAAACAGAGAAAAGUUUCCGCUCCGGCUAUGGGUCAACAAAAUCAUGGAAAAGAUAAAGCGAAAAGAGCUUCUUCGGUGGAACCAUUUCCCGUUGGUAAAACCUCAAAGGUCGAGUUAGUUCGGACAGAAUCCGCUCCGGAGCCCAGAAGACAUUCUCCUGAAAAACUUAAAACGGAGGAGAACAAUCGUAUAGAGGAAAUUCCUCUAUUGGAAGAUAAUGAUGAGUUCAUCAUUCCUACUGCGAUGGACUUAUCCUAUAAUGAGUUUGUUCCGGAUUCGACGUCGGAGGCCCUUCAUCAUACCAAUGGGAUGAUCUCAUCCUCCUCUUCAAUCGAUUCGAAAUCAACGAACAAGUCUGGAAAAAGUCGACGGUUAUCGUCGCCUGCAUUUUUUAAAUCGUCUCUUCUGCGGUCGAGUCGUAAAUCCUCCGGGAAGAAAUCCACACCCAGCCAAAAUGUAAGCAGUGCCAGUAGCAAUACCAGUAGUUCCGGUAGUAGCAACGUUAGAAUCAAUAUCAAUGUAGCUCAAACAGAAGAUGAGUUGUCCUCGCUUCCCGCAAAGGACGACAGCAAUUCCACCACCAGUAGCACUCAGCAUUCAUGGGAGUGGUACAAACUUAGAAAGUCCUCUAGUCAAGACAAAUUCUCCAAACGCAAAUCGAAAUCCGAGAGCCCGGAGGUGGAAACGAACCGUCACAAUGGGUCAUUGAAUGGCUCGGACGAUCGACGGUUACGCACCUCGAUUUCCUUCAACGGGAGCACCAGCUCGAGCGAGAAGAGAAUCGGUGGAUCCGGCGGCGGGAGUUUCCGGCGCUUGUUCCGAAAGGUAUUCUAGUUCUGGCACUGCGGUCGUGACAAAGACGAAUAAGUGUUCAUGGGGUGUUCAAAGAGGGAGCACAGUGUGGGAAGGCAACAAAUAGGCCGGUGGGGAAGGAGAUCCUCUCCUUAAACGUAAAUAGACUGAUUGUACUAAGCGAAGGCGAAACACACACAUAAUAUAUGAGCUUUAAAAGCAUGAGUGGAUGAGGAAUAUUGGGUGAGUGUGACAGAAGCAAGAUGCCGGGCGCGUACGGAGCGAUACUACACACAACACUACAAUACACUGCUCUGUUUAGUAGAUAAUAAUUGUUCGUUUUUAAUGUGGAAUUAAGUGUAUAGCAGGGCAUGCAUUAUAUAUUGGAAUAUAGCUAUAUCUAAAUUUGUUUUGAAUUGUAAA
Messenger RNA from Armigeres subalbatus, 4893 nucleotides. RefSeq lists its product as uncharacterized. The record is from RefSeq and is a predicted model, not a curated record. Gene Ontology annotation, biological process: protein folding in endoplasmic reticulum. The coding region runs from base 838 to 4512 and encodes 1224 amino acids. Lineage: Eukaryota; Metazoa; Arthropoda; Insecta; Diptera; Culicidae. Gene Ontology annotation, cellular component: cytoplasm; membrane. The transcript has 4 exons.